This is a messenger RNA of Symbiodinium sp. CCMP2456, 1410 nucleotides long. The record is from the annotation of a GenBank genome assembly. NCBI's taxonomy places the organism in Eukaryota, Dinophyceae, Suessiales, Symbiodiniaceae.
AUGGCAAUUGUCAAAGCCGAGGAGAAGCCACUGGUUUCGGACCCGUCCACCCUGACCCCAGGGCAGGCGUCGCAGCUGGCAAUCUACGAGUCUGACCUGUGGAAGAAGUCCUGCAGGAACUCAGCAUACCUUUGCAAAGAGAUCCACUACAACACCCUGGCGCGGGAGUGGCGCUGUAUAUGGAGCGAGGAGGAUCAGAAGCGUUCUCUCACAGAACUGCAGCGUGUCCUGGAGGACGUUGCCGUGCCGGCGCUUCGAAGAGUGCCUGGCCUCUUAGGCGUGCAGCGAAUUGUCUGUGGAUGUAAAAAGGAGUUCAAGAUCAUAUGUAAGCUCGGUCUCGAUGCCUUCGAAGACUGGUCCGGCCAGCAGUUCUACCCCGAGGAAGAGACCCUCUUGCGGCACUUGGCAGCGGCUCUCCUGGCCCGGCUUCGCGCCGCAGGGGACGCUGCAGCUGCCUCCGGCGAGGGUCUGCUGGCCCGUGAGUGUUACCAAGCCGCCGCAGGCCUCCUGGAGGGCAGCGACGGCACCGACACCUCCCAAUCCGAACGGGCUGAGGUCUUGAUGAGGAUCGGCGACACGUACGUGGAUGAGGAUGUUGCAGACCGUGCUCUCGAAUGGUUCGAGAAGGCUCAGCGCGAGCUUGACAAGGAUUUGAGGUUGGCAGCCCCGCUCCGCGCAUCUUUGUUGGCCCGGCGCGCAGCAGCCUUGGCGCAAGGCGGCGAUGUGCUCGAGGCGCUUGGCGAAGUGGAGGCGGCGAUGAGACUCCUCCAAGGUGACGGCGAGUCGCCAGAGGUGGCUUUGGUCCGGACGGUGCGCUGCGAGCUGCUGCUGAGGGCCGGCAAGCCAGACGAUGCGAUCCAGGAGCUGCGAAAUGUGCGGCCCCGGUCGCCGCGGUCCUCAACAGCCUUGGGCAUGGCCUACGUGGGAGCGCAGAACUACUCUGCAGCCAGGGCUGUGUUGCAGGAAGCCAUCGGGGGGUUCGAGGCUCAAGAGGGCCAGGCCACCCUGUUGGCAGCACGCGCCCUUCGCGGCCUCGGGGUGGCUCAGCGUGAGCUGGGGGAUGCCGCCCUGGCCAAAGAAACUCUCGAGACAGCGAGGACCAUCUUGGAGGCUCGGGGAAAGCUGAGCUCCGAGGAGGGCAGUCGCUGUUUGCUGGCAUUGGGGGAUGCCUGCUUGGAAUUGGACGAGUUCGAAGAGGCCGUCGAGUGCUUUGAGCUCGUGCGCCUGAAUGCGGAGGUUGGAAAAGCCAGUGCGACUGCAGUCGACGUGGAUGACCUCUUCCAGAAGCUUGAAGAGGCGCGCCGGCAGCUUCGCCACGGCGACGCCGAGAAGCUGUUCGGCCCGCCAGAGGAGAGCGACGACACCAAGCCGAAGACAAAAUCGAUGCCUGCGAGCUGUAAGGCGCUGUAA